UUUCCCUUUUUUUUUCGUUUUUUUUUUUCUACUCAAUGCCGUCGAGUUCGAGUUCGAGUUCGAGUUCGCCGUCGGCUGAGCAACAACGCCGCAGUCGCAGCGCCACUCGCAGCAAGAGCCCCGCGCGCAAGGCAGCAGCCUCGGCAGCAGGGGGAGCGACGACGACGACAAGGAGCCCGUCGCGGUCACGAUCCAGCACCAACAACGAGCAAUCCUCGCCAGUCCGCCGCCGGACCGUCCCCGCCGCCUCUUCUGCCGCCGCCACAGGCACGCCAACGCAAAACGCAGACACCCUGGCUGCCCCUGGCGCUGGGUCUGGGGCUGGAUCUGCAUCCGGGUCCGAGUCGCGGGGUGGAAGAACGCCGCUUGUUGCGAGCAAACGCACGCCGGCUUCCCAUUCGUCGGCUGCGACUUCACGCGGUUUGAAGACAACGGCGACGACGGCGACGACGACGACGAUCUCGGCUGCCCUGCGCGCCGUGGAACACACUGCGUACGAGUUUGGAGGACCCGUUGGGUGCUUGAGCAUCAUGGUGGUCAGCCAUGUCAUCCUGUACUAUGUCUACUACGCGCUCCACUUUAACGGCGGAAACAUGUACGCGCCGACCUCGCUCGCGGAUGUCGGCCACGCGGCGAGCCAGCUCGUCCAGGCGACCACUCCCACCGCCGCCACGCUCGCCUUCUACGUUGCGUUCGUCGUGGUCGAGGGCGUGUUUGCGUGCGUCCUGCCGGGUCUCGAUCUGCUGGGUCGCCCCGACGACAAGGGCGAUCGCCUCGUCUACCGAUGCAACGGGCUGCUCUCGUGGUACCUGACCCUCGUCGGCAUCGCCAUCGCCUUCUACAAGCCGGCCUACGAGUACUUGUUCCAGCUCGAGCACAGCCCGCUUGUCUGGUACUACGACAACAUGGGCCGCAUGAUGUCCACCGCCGUCCUCGCUGGCAACGGCGUUGCGCUCGCGUGCUACGUUUACGGCCGCGCCGCCAACAUGACCCACCGCAUGACGGGCAGCGUGAUUUACGACUUUUUCAUGGGCGCCAUCCUGCACCCGCGCAUUGGUCUGCUCGAUUUCAAGUUCUUUGCCGAGAUUCGCAUCUCGUGGUAUCUGCUCUUCAUCAACACGGUUUCGUGCGUCGCCAAGCUGGCCAGCGAGGACAAGCCCGUGCCACCCUCGCUCUACCUGCUCGUGCUUGCCCACGGUCUGUACGCGAACGCGACCGCCAAGGGUGAGCACUAUGUUCCGCCGACCUGGGACAUGUUUUACGAAAAGUUUGGCUGGAUGCUGUCCUUCUGGAACUUUGCGGGCGUGCCGUUCCUGUACUGCCUGCAGUCUGUCUACCUGGUGACGCACGAUCCAGAGUACAGCGUGGCAACUGUCGUGGCGCUCGCCGUCAUUCUGCUCGCGGCAUACUACAUCUGGGACACUGCCCAGUCGCAGAAAAACCACUUCCGGCUCGAGCGCGAAGGCACGGUGGUCAAGCGCUGGACCUUCCCCAACCUGCCGUGGCGAACGCUGACCAACCCAAAGGUCAUUGAAACCGCGUCGGGCUCUCCGUUGCUUGUCGACGGCUGGUGGCAGUUUGCCCGCAAAAUCCACUACUCGUGUGACAUUUGCUUUGCCCUGAUCUGGGGCUUGUCGUGCGGCUUUGGCCACUUCCUCCCGUACUUUUACGUCAUCUUCUUCACCUCCAUGAUUCUCCACCGCUACGACCGCGACAUGACCCGCUGUGCGCUCAAGUACGGCAAGGACUGGGAUCGCUACCUCGAAGCUGUUCCCUACGCGUUCAUUCCUGGCAUUUUCUGAGAGUCAAUGAAGGGGAUGAGUGUGCUUUGUGUGUGUAUGUGUGUGUGUGUGUGUGUGUGAGGCGCAGGGGUUUUUGGUCUCUGCCAGUCAUGCGCAAUUGUAGACCGACCUUGUCGUUGAGUUUCGUAAGAAUGAGACAGUACACGCAAAUCCAAAACAACCAUCCGUCGAGCCGAAAAAAAAAAAAAGGUGACAAAACAAACA
Molecule: messenger RNA, 2006 nt
Organism: Capsaspora owczarzaki ATCC 30864
Lineage: Eukaryota; Filasterea; Ministeriida; Capsasporidae
Exons: 1
Coding region: 36-1802 (588 amino acids)
Biological process (GO): ergosterol biosynthetic process
Cellular component (GO): endoplasmic reticulum membrane
Molecular function (GO): Delta24(24-1) sterol reductase activity
Source: RefSeq, a predicted model, not a curated record